Messenger RNA from Talaromyces atroroseus, 1452 nucleotides. RefSeq lists its product as hypothetical. The record is from RefSeq and is a predicted model, not a curated record. Gene Ontology annotation, cellular component: membrane. Gene Ontology annotation, molecular function: transmembrane transporter activity. The transcript has 3 exons. Gene Ontology annotation, biological process: transmembrane transport. Bases 1 to 1452 code for a protein of 483 amino acids. Lineage: Eukaryota; Fungi; Ascomycota; Eurotiomycetes; Eurotiales; Trichocomaceae.
AUGGCAUCCAAAGAUGCAAGCAAGACAACAGCCUCGCCGAUAUCCCCGUCACCCUCCAGCGACGAGUCUCGGGUCGAAACAGCGGCCCAUUUCAAUGCCGAGCUAGAGAAGAGAAUUCUGGGAAAAGCUGAUUUCUGGCUUGUCGGUUUCUACUCCCUAGUAUAUAUCUUCCGCGUUAUUGAUUCUGGAAACUACUCCAACGCGGCCAUUAUCAAUCUCGAACACGGCACCGGAAUCAAAAAGGAGCUCAACCUGAGCCCGUCACAAUGGGCAUGGAGUCUGUCUAUCUUCUCGUAUAGCUACAUGAUAUUUGAGCCGACAAACACAAUACUCCUCAAAAAAUUCCGUCCGUCGAUAUGGAUGUUCGUCUUGAUUUUCUCAUGGGGCGUAUGUGCCUGUUGCGUCGGCGCUGCCCAGGAUUUCAAGGGUCUCAUGUGCGUCCGGUUUGCCAUCGGGAUGGCUGAAGCCGGCUUCUACCCUUCAGUCUUGUACCACAUGGCAUUUUGGUACAAGCCGGCCGAGAUGCCGUGGCGCAUUGCUCUGUUCUACUCCCUUGGCCAGGUGUCGAGCGCCCUGAGCGGACUGUUGGCAUAUGCGAUUAGUUUCAUGGACGGAAUCGGCCAUCUUGCAGGCUGGCGGUGGCUUUUCAUUCUCGAAGGCCUUCCUGCGUUGGUUCUCGCCUUUGUUGCUUUGUUUUGGCUACCUGACUAUCCGGAGUCGGCCAAGAUGUUGACCAAGGAGGAGCGCGCUUUCGCCACGGAUCGUUUGUCUGGCAUCGCUGCACCAUCGGGAAAGGACAACAAACAUUGGGAUAUGGAUGCCUUGAAGAGUAUGAUUAACACCCCCACAGUGUAUACCUUUGCCAUCUACUGGAUUGCGCAUGGAAUUGGAGGAUUUGGUAUACAGUAUGCGUUACCAACGGUGGUGUAUGAGCUGGGCUUCACGAGCACGGCGAAUUCUCAGCUGAUGAACAUACCGCCAUAUGUAGCAUGCUUCAUCUUUCUUAACACCGUCGGAUACAUGAUCCACCGGAAAUGGAUCAGGCCAUGGACCACGGCAGUCGCUAUCCGUCUCUCAGUCGAGGGCACAACCAUAAUCUGCUACAUUAUCCUCAUCACCGUCCCCAACUCCGUCGUCAAAUAUCUUGCCCUAAUAGUCGCCACCGCCUGUGCUGGCUCCGCCUACCCAGUCAUCUGGCCAGAACGAAUCCGAGCUCUCGAGGGCACGAUUGCCGCAGGUAUCGGAAUCGGAUUCACCAAUGCGAUGGCGCAGUUUAGUGGUAUUGUAGGGCCACACGUAUACAGUACCGUAUUUGGACCGACGUACCGCGUGUCGUAUGUGAUUUGUUUGGUGUUUUUGAUUGUUGCUAUUCUGGCAAUAUUGGCCUCGUGGGUGCUUGUCUGGAGAAAUGAUAGAAGGGUUGCUGCUGCUGAAGAUGAUAGGGAAGCGUGA